Lycium ferocissimum is the source of this 2595-nucleotide messenger RNA. RefSeq names its product probable WRKY transcription factor 2. Bases 309 to 2426 code for a protein of 705 amino acids. Gene Ontology annotation, biological process: regulation of DNA-templated transcription. The record is from RefSeq and is a predicted model, not a curated record. The transcript has 6 exons. Gene Ontology annotation, molecular function: sequence-specific DNA binding; DNA-binding transcription factor activity. NCBI's taxonomy places the organism in Eukaryota, Viridiplantae, Streptophyta, Magnoliopsida, Solanales, Solanaceae.
UCUCUUUCAAAAGAUUCCAAAACAUUUAGAGGUCCACCAUAACAUCCAAACAAUUCCCACUUUCAAUUUUUAUUCAUAUAUUUCAAUCAUCAUUAUUAUUUUUUUCUCUUUGCCUAAUCAAUCAUCAUAAUCUUGUGCCCAACCUAUGCUAUUUUCCACAGAGAGAGAAAAUUGAUUGCUUUUGCUUUUUCCCAUUUGUUUCUUGAAAGAAAGUCUUUGGUUGUGGAGUUGGAAAAAGAAAAGAAAAGAAAAUCCCAUUAAGUUAAUUUGGCCUUGGAGUUGCUCAUGCUAAACAGUAUCGACAAUUGAUGGGUGGAUUUGAUGAUCAUGUUGCCAUUAUGGGAGAUUGGAUGCCUCCAAGUCCAAGUCCAAGAACGUUUUUCUCUUCACUACUAGGUGAUGAUGUUGGGUCAAGAUCAACUUUUGAGGGCGCCAGAAACUUAGCUUCUGGGACUCAAGAACAUGUUGAGAAUUCUGAUGGAAAUGAUGGAGCACAAGCUGGUGCAACCAGUGAACAAAUGGUGAAGUUGAGUGCGAUAUCUGACCAGAAAAUGAGCUCCUCUCGCGGAGGGCUCUUGGAAAGAUUGGCAGCUAGAGCUGGAUUUAACGCCCCAAAGCUGAAUACAGAGAGCCUUAGACCUGCUGAUCUGUCGCACAAUCAAGGAGUUCGGUCUCCUUGUUUAACUAUUCCUCCUGGUCUUAGUCCAACAAGCCUGCUAGAGUCUCCUGUUUUUCUCUCAAAUUCACUGGUGCAACCAUCCCCAACAACUGGAAAAUUUCCAUUUUCCUCUGGCUUCGAGAGUAGAAACUCGGGAUUGAUGAUGGAGGAUCCAGAUAAGAGAAAAGAGAAUGCUUUAGAGAGUAUCAAUUCAUCGUCCUUUUCUUUCAAGCCGGUUCCAGAGACUGCUCCAUCUCUUUUUCCUGGCACGACCAGCAGAUCUUGGUUGCAGGUGAACCCGUCCAAUUUUUCUCAGCAAGGAUUUUCAAACAUUGAAGUUUCAGUUCAUUCACAGAACUCGCUUCUAUCUCACUCUAUGGAAGCUACACAAAAUCCAACUCAGAAUGGAACAUCUCAUCAACAAUCUGAUUUCGUUAGAUUUUCUGCUGAAAAGGAUGUCAAGGGUAGUACCGUGGAGCAUUCUCCACCUCUUGAUGAACCGCAAGAUGAGGACAUUGAUCAAAGAGGAGGUGGAGAUCCAAAUGUUGUUGGUGGUGCCCCAGCUGAAGAUGGUUAUAAUUGGAGAAAAUACGGGCAGAAACAAGUUAAAGGGAGCGAGUUUCCCCGAAGUUAUUAUAAGUGCACACAUCCAAACUGUCCAGUCAAGAAGAAAGUGGAGCGAUCUCAAGAGGGUCAUAUUACUGAGAUUAUAUACAAGGGAGCCCACAAUCACCCAAAACCGCCACCUAACCGUAGAUCAGCCCUUGGAUCCACAAAUUCACUUGGUGACCUACAGCUAGACAGUGCAGAACAAGGUGGGGCAAACAUCCAGAAAGCCCCUGGUGGUGGAGGUUUUGAUUGGAGGAACAACAAUCUUGAGGCAACAUCAUCAGCAAACUUGGGCUCCGAGUACUGCAACAGAUUCCCUGCUCAAAAUAACAGUCAGUUGGAAUCGGGGGAUGCUGUAGAUGUGUCGUCAACUUUUUCAAAUGAUGAAGAUGAAGAUGAUCGUGGAACUCAUGGCAGUGUAUCACAAGGUUAUGACGGUGAAGGAGAUGAGUCUGAGUCUAAAAGAAGGAAGCUCGAGACUUACUCUACAGAUAUGACUGGUGCGACCAGAGCCAUCAGGGAGCCAAGAGUUGUGGUUCAAACUACAAGUGAAGUGGACAUCCUUGAUGAUGGAUAUCGCUGGCGCAAGUAUGGGCAAAAAGUUGUUAAAGGGAAUCCAAAUCCAAGGAGUUACUACAAGUGCACAAGUGCGGGUUGCAAUGUCAGGAAGCAUGUUGAGAGGGCCUCACAUGACCUGAAGUCGGUGAUUACCACAUAUGAAGGGAAGCACAACCAUGAUGUCCCCGCUGCUCGCAACAGUAGUCAUGUUAAUUCAGGGGUCUCCAACACUCAUCAGACUCCUGUAACUGCCCCGGCCCAGAACCAUUUACAUAGGCCCGAGCCCUCACAACUUCAGAAUGCCAUGGCGCGGUUUGACAGGCAACCUUCUCUGGGCUCAUAUGGUCUUGCGGGUGGGCCCCACCUUGGACCUACCCCGGGAUUUAGCUAUGGGAUGAACCAGCAAGGCCUGUCCGGUCUAGCAAUGGCUGGAUUUCACCCUAAUCUAGGACAGCCGCGACCCAUGCAUGAUAUGGGAUUUAUGUUCCCAAAGGAAGAACCGAAGGUGGAACCUAUGUCGGAUCCUGGAUUGAACCUCUCUAAUGGAUCAUCGGUUUAUCAGCAAUUUGUGAACAGGUUGCCGCUUGGACCUCAGAUGUAAAUUUACAAAUUUUUGCCUUUUCUAAAGAAAAGAAAGUUAAAGAUGUUGAAUUUGGUUUUUAAUGGGCAUAUCCUCUACACAACGUCCUAUAAUUCAAUUUUUUGAACUUAUAUUUCUUUUCUUCUAAUACACCAUAUAAGCAGCCAUUUAUUCGGUGUUUGUGCUUCAA